Puma concolor (puma) is the source of this 1047-nucleotide messenger RNA. NCBI's taxonomy places the organism in Eukaryota, Metazoa, Chordata, Mammalia, Carnivora, Felidae. The record is from RefSeq and is a predicted model, not a curated record.
AUGCGCACCAGCCCUCGUGCCCGCCCCCUGGCGACGCGGGGCGUCCCUAACGACCGGAGCCGGCCGCGCGGGGGGCCUGCAGGGAAGCGAGCACCCGGGCACCGAGAGUGGGCCAUCACCAAGGGGCCACCUGCGCCCACGCUGCCAAUGCAGAGCAUGCAGGCAACUCUAGGCACACCGACCUCGUCGGCCCUCAGCCGGUUCUCCACCUCCACCCAGGACAAGUCCUCCACUGCAGGUCAGACCUCCAGCACAGGCCCACAGCCCUCAAGGCCCUCCAUCAUCCCACCCCCUGGCAAGUCCAAGGGCUGGAGUACUGGGGCCAGUGGAGGUCGCAUGCGCAGGAUCAUCGCUGAGGAUCCUGAGUGGUCGCUGGCCAUCGUGCCCCUCCUCACAGAGCUCUGCAUUCAGCACAUUGUCGAGAACUUCCAGAACAACCCUAUCCUGCAGCAGCUGCUUCCGGAGCACAAGCAGAAGGUCCUGGACCACUUGUCACCCGACCUGCCGCUGGCUGUGACCGCCAACCUGAUCGACGACGAGAGCUACUGGCGCCGCUGCUGCACGCAGCGCUGGCCCGUGUGCCACGUGGCCAAGCACGGCGGCAGCUGGAAGCGCAUGUUCUUCGAGCGGCACCUGGAGAACCUGCUAAAGCACUUCAUCCCCAGCACCACGGACCCCGCGCUGAUCCUCGACCUGCUGCCGCUCUGCAGGAACUAUGUGCGCAGGCUCCGUGUGGAUCAGUUCCUUCCGCCCAUGAAGCUCCCGCCCCGACCCCGGAGCGGGGAACUGUCCAACUCCGGCAGCGAGGCAGAGGUGGAGGAGCCCGCCCCUGACCACUACCAACUGGGAGACCUGGUGGCCGGCCUGAGCCAUCUGGAGGAGCUGGACCUGGUGUACGGGGUCAAGGACUGCGGCAUGAACUUCGAGUGGAACCUCUUCCUCUUCACCUAUCGCGACUGCCACUCCCUGGCGGCCACCAUCAAGGCAUGCCACACCCUCAAGACCAGUGUGGCACUCUACAGCAGGCACGACAGAGGCAUGAAAUGA